GGUUUAAAAUUGGACCUAAAACCCAAUUGUUGGUUUCAACUUUCAACAGGUGGUAAAAGCAGGAAGAGAGCGCAUCACUAUAGUUUAGAGUUCCAAAAGCAAAGCUAUAAACCUCUUCCUGCUAAUAGCAAUUUCCAGGUCUCUGCACUGCACUCCUCUCUGAUUAACCGAAUCCUUAUUUGUUCCAUUUACCGCCAUGGAUAUUGAAGAAGACAUCAAGGCAUUGCAGCUUGAAUCAUCUGCAGAAGAUAGUGUGAUGACUAAUGCUGAAGACGGGAAACCUGAUGAAGCCCUAAAACCUGGAAAAAUUGAUGGAGCAGACGAUAGUGUGAUGUCAGAAGAAUGCAAGCCAGAUGAUGUUGAAAAACCUGAUAAUAUGGAAGAUGGCCUGAAAGAGGAAGCAAAUGCAAACUUAAAGCCAACACAAGUUGAUGAUGAGAUUGAAGUCGAGAGAAAGAGACAUCUGAAUGUUGUAUUUGGUCAUGUUGAUGCUGGAAAGUCCACGUGUGGAGGACAAAUACUAUUCCUUAGUGGUCAAGUUGACGAUCGGACAAUCCAGAAGUAUGAGAAGGAAGCAAAAGAUACGAGUAGAGGGAGUUGGUAUAUGGCCUAUAUCAUGGAUACAAAUGAAGAGGAGCGAGUGAAGGGAAAAACAGUUGAAGUUGGCAGGGCGCAUUUUGAAACAGAGACAACAAGAUUUACAAUUUUGGAUGCCCCUGGUCACAAGAGUUAUGUCCCAAACAUGAUCAGUGGGGCAUCUCAAGCCGAUAUAGGUGUAUUGGUUAUAUCGGCUAGAAAGGGUGAAUUUGAAACUGGAUAUGAAAGAGGUGGACAAACACGUGAACAUGUUCAGCUUGCAAAGACACUAGGAGUUUCUAAGCUCCUUGUUGUUGUAAAUAAGAUGGAUGAUCCUACUGUCAACUGGGCUAAAGAGAGGUAUGACGAGAUCGAGUCGAAAAUGAUACCAUUCUUGAAAUCAUCUGGAUACAAUGUGAAGAAAGAUGUUCAGUUCCUCCCAAUCUCUGGUCUCCUUGGGUCAAAUAUGAAAAAUCGGGUGGAGAAAAGUGUAUGCUCCUGGUGGAAUGGUCCAUGCCUUUUUGAAGCUCUUGAUGCGGUAGAAGUCCCUCCCCGAGAUCCUAAAGGUCCACUAAGAGUACCUAUUAUUGACAAAUUUAAAGAUAUGGGAACUGUUGUUAUGGGUAAAAUAGAAUCUGGGAGCAUACGUGAAGGUGAUAAUUUGUUGGUGAUGCCAAAUAAGGCCGCUGUGAAAGUCCUUGCCAUAUUCUGUGAUGAAGAUAGAGUUAGGGGUGCAGGUCCUGGGGAAAAUGUACGAGUUAGGUUGUCUGGAAUCGAGGAAGAGGACAUUAUGUCGGGUUUUGUCUUGUGCAGUGUUGCACAGCCCAUACCUGCAGUUACUGAGUUUGUUGCACAGUUGCAGAUCCUGGAGCUGUUGGACAAUGCUAUUUUUACUGCUGGCUACAAGGCUGUGUUGCAUAUUCAUGCUGCUGUUGAAGAAUGUGAGAUUGUGGAACUGAUUCAGCAGAUUGAUCUCAAGACAAAGAAACCCAUGAAGAAGAAACCUUUGUUUGUGAAAAAUGGUGCCAUCAUCUUAUGUUGUGUUCAGGUGAAUAAUCUGAUUUGUAUUGAAAAGUUCUCUGAUUUUCCACAACUUGGACGAUUCACUCUUCGCACUGAAGGGAAAACUGUUGCUGUGGGGAAAGUUACUGCCCUCCCUACUGUUGCUGAUAAUGCUUAAACAACUUGAAAACUGAAGAGGUGGAGAGGAAUGGUCAGUGAGCUUAGAUGUUCAUUGCACACCCAGGGCAGCAGCAGGCAAACAAUUUUGGUCCUUUGCAGUAUUACCUGGGAGCUAAGUUGAUUCGUAUGCUGAGACACAUGCAAAUAUUCACCAGUUUAGCGUCUCCCUAGUUUGCUAUUGGUUCUGCUAUCCGUUAUAGCUUAUACUACCAUCACAUGAUGGAUUUGUUGUUUGUAGUGUGUAUGCAGUAUAAAUUUAUCUGAUUUUGGUAGAAAAUAGAUAUAUUUUACAUGGCGGUCUUUGUUUUAUAGCCAAUGCAUAGCUGUUAAUCCUUUUGGAACU
This is a messenger RNA of Nicotiana attenuata, 2101 nucleotides long. Its product is annotated as eukaryotic peptide chain release factor GTP-binding subunit ERF3A-like. Gene Ontology annotation, cellular component: translation release factor complex. The transcript is spliced from 19 exons. Bases 197 to 1756 code for a protein of 519 amino acids. Gene Ontology annotation, molecular function: GTP binding; GTPase activity; translation release factor activity. Lineage: Eukaryota; Viridiplantae; Streptophyta; Magnoliopsida; Solanales; Solanaceae. The record is from RefSeq and is a predicted model, not a curated record. Gene Ontology annotation, biological process: translation.